Bacidia gigantensis is the source of this 804-nucleotide messenger RNA. RefSeq lists its product as uncharacterized. Bases 1 to 804 code for a protein of 267 amino acids. Lineage: Eukaryota; Fungi; Ascomycota; Lecanoromycetes; Lecanorales; Ramalinaceae. The record is from RefSeq and is a predicted model, not a curated record. The transcript is spliced from 2 exons.
AUGUCUUUAAGGUUGGAACAAUGCACUAUUCACACAAACGAUGUGACUGAUCCACUUGAGCAGGACGACUAUUACGUCUACCUAUGCCCGCCGUACUGGAAAAGGCCCGAUAAUCUUAGCGGUUACAUGAAGAAGGUCAAAGAUGGCAAGGCAAGGACAGACGUUAUUGAUGACGCUGCUUAUACCACGACGAGUCUAUGGAACAGCAUACUCUACAAGAGUAACCCCGCAGCCAAGAAAAUCAGCCUUGACGAUGCCGCGAAUUCGCCGCCAGACGUCUACAAGCUCGCACAGGACAAGGGUGUCUCAAAAAGUAUUGCGAACGGUAUGUGGAUGCUGAACAACAUCCCCUCACUGACCAAGAUCCCCCUCCCUGCCGGCAUCUCCACCAAGCGAAAACGCUCACGCCUCACAAUCAUCGACGACCCCAUCCCCGAUACCGAAGCCCCCGCCCCUGCCCUCGCCAAAGCCAAGCGCGCCGACAACCCCACCCCCACCGGCCCCUUCGAAACUAUCAUUACACGCACAUCGAGCGUCUCCUACGCCUACGAGAAUCAAGCAACAGAAUCUUGGUUCACUGUCGAGAGUUCGUAUGAUUCCAACGCAGAUCCGACGAUUGCGCCGGAGGAGUUGUCGGCGUUCUUAAUGCCUACGGUUCCGGCUGGCGCGGGACAGACGGGCGCACCUGUCUGCCAGGUGGGGAAUUAUGCGGAUCAGGCGACUUGUGGGAGUGCUUGCGAUGGUGGCACGUGUAAAGAGGAUCCGACUGCUAGUUUUGAUCCUUGGAAGUGUAGUUGUGUGUGA